Molecule: messenger RNA, 1612 nt
Organism: Drosophila busckii
Lineage: Eukaryota; Metazoa; Arthropoda; Insecta; Diptera; Drosophilidae
Gene: C15
Product: T-cell leukemia homeobox protein 3
Exons: 4
Coding region: 224-1210 (328 amino acids)
Biological process (GO): animal organ development; regulation of transcription by RNA polymerase II
Cellular component (GO): nucleus
Molecular function (GO): DNA-binding transcription factor activity, RNA polymerase II-specific; RNA polymerase II cis-regulatory region sequence-specific DNA binding
Source: RefSeq, a predicted model, not a curated record
CGUGCCGCCUCAGAGCUCCGGAACAGACAGACAAAUCGCCGUCGAGUCGCGCAGCAACAAAAGCAUUAACAGUGUGUGUGUGUGUGUGUGCAAAGCGUGUGUGUGUAAUUAAUUAAUAACAAAUAUAAUAUAUAUCGCAACACGCUAGAACAAGUGAAAGUGCAAGUGCAUUGAGUUUUGGUAUUUGGUAUUUAAAUUGGCGCCACUUAUAGCCAGCAACAGCAUGUCCAGCCACGAGGAGGAUGAACAUGAGCAUGAGCAUGAUGCUGAGGAGCCAGAGAUACAUGUGGAUGUCGACUCGGAUUCACGCAUGAGCUGCGGCAGCGGCAGCGAUGUGGAUAUGGAUGGCGGCAGCUGCUACGAUGAGUCCGAAACGCCAUUGAGCGAAUCGCUGCAGUCGGAACAGACACGCUCCUCGUCCAGUGAGAAUCUGCCCUUUAGCAUAUCCAGACUGCUGUCCAAGCCGUUUGAGGCAAAUAACAACAACAACAGCAGUCAGAUUAAUAAUGCCAGCGGCAGCGGCAACGACAAGGAUCAGCUUACAGUUGAGGAUCAGGAUUUGGCUGCCUAUAAGCUGGCCACCAGUAUUGCCAACUCCACAUAUGGCAGCGCAGCAGCGCUCUACUCAUAUCCGCAUCUGUAUCCAUCAGCAGCAGUCGCCGCCGCGGGGCAUGUGCUGCGUGUGCCGCCCCAGCGCACUCCGCUCACUUGGGCGCUGCCUCCGCUGCAUCAUGCAGCGUUGGCGCAUCAGGCGGUCAAGGAUCGGUUAGCAGCUGCGUUUCCCAUUGCACGGCGCAUUGGGCAUCCGUAUCAGAAUCGCACGCCGCCCAAACGGAAAAAGCCGCGCACAUCCUUCACACGCAUCCAGGUGGCCGAGCUGGAGAAGCGCUUUCACAAACAAAAGUAUCUCGCCUCGGCGGAGCGUGCGGCACUUGCACGCGGCCUCAAAAUGACAGAUGCGCAGGUGAAGACUUGGUUUCAAAAUCGUCGCACCAAAUGGCGACGGCAAACCGCAGAGGAACGCGAGGCUGAGCGCCAAGCGGCCAAUCGACUGAUGCUCUCACUGCAGGCGGAGGCCAUAAGCAAAGGAUUCGCGCCGCCAGCAGCGCCGCUGAGCUCGCAGGGCGGCAUGAAUGUCAAUGGCGCACCACUGGCCGCUCUGCAUGGUCUGCAGCCCUGGGCGGAGGCACCACAUGCUGCGGGCUGCUAAUCCAACGCCCAAUGCGCGUACUUAAGAUUUAUUUGUGAUAAAGUUUCGCUUUGUAAAUAGUUGAAGUUGAGCAACUGUGUCGCUUCGUAUUGUAAAUAGUUAGCUUUACUUUAUAGUAGCUCCGAUUUAUGUUAACACACAAGUAUUUGUCUCUUGUACUUAAGUUCAUGUUUGUAGUCUUCUUAGUGCUAAGACCCCCGCCCAAUCCAAAUCCAAAUCCAAAUCCAAAUCAGCAUCUCAAAUUGUCACACACACACAUAUAACUAAGGCAUUAAAUUUAUAUAUAACAAAAACAUAUAUGGCUUGUAUUGUAACUGUAAUAAUAACGCUGUCUGUCUAGUUCUAAGUCCACAAUGGCAUUACUUAGUAUUAUAAAAAGCUAUUUGCGCGUUUAGUACGCAA